Messenger RNA from Pseudoliparis swirei, 3296 nucleotides. RefSeq names its product myelin-associated glycoprotein-like. The coding region runs from base 221 to 2446 and encodes 741 amino acids. The record is from RefSeq and is a predicted model, not a curated record. Lineage: Eukaryota; Metazoa; Chordata; Actinopteri; Perciformes; Liparidae. The transcript has 12 exons.
ACAUACUGGUUGGAGAACAUUGGCGUGUGAUUCACUCGGAGAGGAGACUGAGUGCUGAUCGCCACACCCCAAUCAAACCUUUCAAAAGCUGAGCCACCGGCAGUCUGACGUGACUCAGUCGCUGGAUUAUUACCACUGACACUUCAAUGCUGAAAAUAAACACAUCGGGUGCCAAUCAUCAUUAUUGGCUGUAAGUACUGUACCUCUCUGUCGGCUCAACAUGGCAGCUGCUGUACAGGUGUCCCUCCUAUGCUGCCUCCUUCACGGUGUCGUAUGCCAGCAGUGGGCAGCCUUCAUGCCUCAGAGAGUGGAGGGACUGAGUGGAUCCUGUGUGACGGUGCCCUGCACCUUCAGCUUGGCCUCGGGUUGGGAUCCAUACCUGGAUGAGUCCUGCGUCGCCAUCUGGAUGAGAGGCAGGAGUCAAACAGUGGUGGUCCACUCCGGUCGCACACCGGGCCAAAACAUCCUCCAGGGGAAACUGACGGGCAACCUGCGUGACAAGAAUUGCACCACCGUCUUCGACAACCUGCCGUCAGACGAUUACGACCGAUAUUACUUCAGACUGGAGUGUAACAACGACUUGAAGUUCAGCUUCUCAUCGAGCGUCCUCAUCACCACUCGGGAUUCCCUGCCUAAACCUGUCAUCACUCCAUCCUGGCUGGAGGUGGAAGAAGGAUCUCCCGUGAGGUUGACGUGCUCGGCCGUGGCCCCGUGCGCCAUUCUUCCCCCGGCUUUGACUUGGACCCCGACAAUCGGAGACAUCGAGGAGAGCGUAGGAACGACAUCUGUGACAUCUGUUCUGAACUUCACGGCGUCCUCCCGCCACGAUGGACGCCGCUUCUCGUGCAGCGCCCUCCACAACCGACAAGCUGGCAACAGUGACCUCCUGUAUGAAAACAGAGUGACCCUGCGUGUGCUUUAUCCUCCUCAUAACACAUCGGUCAGCUACUCGGGUCCCGUGGCAGAGGGCAGCUCCGUGACCUUGACCUGCAACACCAACGCGAAUCCAGCCGUGGACCGCUUCACCUGGUACAGAGUGGAUGGAGACCAGGCGACCGUGGUGGGUUUGAGGAAGCGGCUUUCCGCCGCGGUCUCGGAAGAGAACAGCACAUUUUACUGCCAAGCCGGCAACGACCGCGGGAACCAGAACUCAGCCACCACUCAGAUCGACGUACAAUUUCCUCCCAAGGAAACCACGGUGAUCGUCAACGCCAGCCGCCCCGUGCUGGAGGGCAGCUCGGUGUCUCUGCUCUGUCGGAGCCGCGCGAACCCGACCGUGACCCGCUACACCUGGUACAAAGACGACGAAAAGGAGGAGGAGGAGCUCGGGUCGAGCUUCGUGGUGAACGGCGUCACCCCGAGCCACAGCGGGAACUACCGCUGCGUGGCGACGAGCGCGCUGGGAGAGGGAAGUUCAGCUUCGACUCAGCUGGACAUUCAGUAUCCCCCUAAGAACACCUCGGUGUCCGUCGACCCCUCCGGUCCAGUUCUGGCCGGCAGCUCCGUCACUCUGACCUGCACGAGCAUCGCCAAUCCAGCGGAGGUCAACAUCACCUGGUUCCGAGUGGCCGGAGGAGAAAAGGAGGCGAUGGGCUCCGGGCGGGACCUCGCUCUCAACGUGACCAAACUCUCGGAGGACCGGUUCUACUGCCAGGCGCUGAAUGUCCACGGGGCCGAACACUCUGAUCUCACCAGUAUCGAUGUCACAUUCGCUCCAGAGAUUCUGCCCGAGUCACGCUGCGUCACGAUGUCAUCCCUGAUCCGAUGUUUCUGCGACAGCCAGGGGAACCCGCCUCCCUCCCUGAUUUGGGAAUUGGCCGGGGAGGCUGUCAAUCACUCUUCCGCCAUCCCGAUCCAGAAAGUUCCCCUCGGGUCCGUGGGUACGAGCAGCGUCAUCACCCUGCACCAUCCGGACGAAGCCACGCCCUCUCUGGUGUGCGUCAGCAUCAACUCGCUGGGCUCCCACCGUUUUGUAUUCAACUUGUCCUCCAGCGAACCUCAGCGAGGCCUCCAUGCUUUGUCUCUGUUCAUCGGCUCUGCAGUGGGAGCCGUGGGGAUGCUGCUGCUGUGUGUCCCGCUGUUGAUAUUAUUUUGCAGGAAAAGGAAAAUAGGACUUUCACCAAAUAUGAGAUUGGAGGACACUUCCGACAUUUUAGUCUCUAAUGGGACCAACUCGUCAAAAUUGGACGUGAUUUAUGCCAAUAAAGCCACGCUGGAGGAGGAGGACCCUCUCCACUACGCCGACGUGGACUUCGCUAAACUCCGGGCCGAGCUCGGGGGGGGCGAGAUCAGAGGCCUGGCCUCCGUGACGGCCGAGUACGCCGAGAUCCGUCUGCACUCCGGAGGAGACGCCAAGGAAGAAGAGGCCGUCGCUGGCACCCAUUUGGGGAAAGGGGAGAGCACUGAUGGUCUCAUAGGACGGGGCAGUGAAGGGGGCGUGGCUUAACUUUAAAAUACAUUAUAGACGAAUCAAAGAAUUCUGGACUUCAGACGGCUUCAGGACUCGGUGGAGGUGGAAACUGCAAUGCAGACGACCUUAUUGUUUUGCUCUUAACUUCUGUCACUCAUUUAGCUUGUGUUUCUUUUCUGAAAAAAUGCAGAGCAAAACCACCCAAAAAAAGUAAAUAUACAGUCGGUAGUUAACCCUCAAUUAACCGUAAAUGUUCCCUCUAAACUCAUGAACUUUAUUCUUCUGUCAUUCACUACUAUAGAUACAUGCUAAGUUCAUAGUAGCAUGUCCUUUAAUGAUGUAUAGGACCGUGACAUUAUAUUGCAUUUAUAGGUAAAAGAUAAUAUUGAACUGUCUGACAAAUAUCCAACGAAUCAAAGUACUUGUACAAAAACAACAUUUCUUGCAAUGGAUUACGAAAAAAUGCCACUGAGGAAAGGAGUCAUGCAGCCACUGAGGAAAGGAAUCGUGCAGCCACUGAGGAAAGGAAUCAUGCAGCCACUGAGGAAAGGAAUCAUGCAGCCACUGAGGAAAGGAAUCAUGCAGCCACUGAGCAAAGGACUCAUGCAGCCACUGAGGAAAGGAGUCAUGCAGCCACUGAGGAAAGGAAUCAUGCAGCCACUGAGGAAAGGAAUCAUGUAGCUACUGAGGAAAGGAAUCAUGCAGCAACUGAGGAAAGGAAUCAUGCAGCCACUGAGGAAAGGAGUCAUAAAAUGACUCUGAGGAAGUUGCUUCAGGCCGAUUGCAUUUACUUUCCUGUUGCUCUCUUUGUAAAAUGUAACCUUCCGGUUGAUACUUCUCUUCUAUUUGUUACCAUUUUUUUUAUUAAUAAAAAGAUAAAAGUAUG